Neltuma alba is the source of this 1410-nucleotide messenger RNA. RefSeq names its product transcription factor bHLH121. Gene Ontology annotation, biological process: intracellular iron ion homeostasis. Gene Ontology annotation, molecular function: DNA-binding transcription factor activity; protein dimerization activity. The coding region runs from base 164 to 1171 and encodes 335 amino acids. The record is from RefSeq and is a predicted model, not a curated record. The transcript is spliced from 6 exons. Lineage: Eukaryota; Viridiplantae; Streptophyta; Magnoliopsida; Fabales; Fabaceae.
UCCUCCCACAACCGUGAAGCCCAUUUUCGUGAAGAAGCAAAAAAUGAAAAUUCGAUAUGUCUUCGUCGUUAUCCCAGGGGGCUCGUGGAGAGCACAAGUUUGAAGGGUCGUAGUGUCCUUGUCUGGGCCACUUUCUCGCAGUUCUGAUCAAAAUUUUUGGGAAAUGGAUCAGUGGAAACCUGAAGAUUUGUCUAAAUCUGCAUCUGUUGCAGCAGAUUUAGCAUCUUCUUCCCUUCAGCCUCAGUCGCAACUUGUGACCGUCACCCCUAGCCGCUUGCAGAAUUCGCAUACCGAAACCAGGCAGAGGCCUGAAGCUGAAGCACAGGAUCCAGUUGCUGCAAGAAAACUCCAGAAGGCAGACCGCGAGAAACUGAGGAGGGAUCGACUAAAUGAGCAUUUCCUAGAGCUGGGAAACACAAUAGAUCCAGAUAGGCCAAAGAAUGACAAGGCUACUAUCCUUACAGACACAAUUCAGGUGCUAAAAGAUUUAACUGCUGAAGUCAACAGACUAAAAGCUGAGCAUACUGCGCUUUCUGAAGAAUCACAGGAACUGAUGCAGGAGAAAAAUGAACUCAGAGAAGAGAAGACAUCUCUAAAAUCUGACAUUGAAAAUCUUAAUGCACAGUAUCAGCAAAGAGUCAGAGUCACAUUCCCAUGGACUGCAAUCGAUCAUUCAGUUGUCAUGGCUCCACCGUAUUCAUAUCCAGUUCCUAUACCAGUUCCUUCCGGUCCAAUUUCCCUUCAUCCAUCACUUCAGCCUUUUCCUUUCUAUGGAAACCAAAAUCCAGGACCGAUUCCCAAUCCUUGUUCCACAUAUGUCCCCUUUUCUGCUCCAGCUAAUCCCCCAGCAGAGCAGCCAAGUGGCCAAUAUGCCUCGACAUCCCGCACUUCAAGCAAACAAGAUUCCAGAAGUAAGUCGCCAGAUCAUGAGAGGACCGGCAAUGCUGAAAGAUGUGGUGAGUCUAACGAUGUAGCUACAGAGCUUGAACUUAAAAUGCCUGGAUCAUCAUUGCGGCAGGAAUCAUCUUCUGGAGCAAGGAAGGGCAAGCAUUCAUUAAGGAAGGCGAGAAAUAUCACAGAUGGGAGUACUUCAAGCAGGCAUUCUUCGUCUCAAGGACCUCAAGAUAGCUCCAACAGCGUGGAUGACAUCCCCAAGUCUGAUAAAUCAUAAAUGAAAAUGUAUAUGGUUCCCUCCACCAAUAUAUGCAAAAUGAUUCAUGGAGUUCUUCUCCUGAUAAAAAUAACUGAAGCAUUACAACCUUGUUCUUUUUGUAUUAGAUCAUUAUGAGACUAUCCUGGCCUUGUGUAAAUAGAUAAGUAAGCGGUUAUUAGAAGUUACCCAGAUGAUUUGCCUUUAGCCAUGCGGCAUCUCAAUUAAUAUCUGCCAUUUUAUGGGACUUCAUUAUCUUA